AUGCUGGCUUCGGCCAUGGGCGCACCAGUAGCGCGCCGCCUGCUGUCCACGAAGGAGGAGGUUGCGGUACAGUCGGCCAAGGGAGAGGCUGAGCAGGCGGCGGCGCAGUGGGUCCCCGGCUGGGCAGGCGCCGGAUGGGUCGCCCCCGGGUGGGUGGGCGCCGGUUGGGCUGGCGCCUCCGCGGCCGCCCAGGUCGGCCCCGGCUGGGGCUGGGGCGGCUGGGGUUAUGGGCCGUGGGGUUAUGGUGCCAGCACGUGGGUUCCUGGUGCCGGCACUUGGUACAGCAAGGGGCUCGGCGGUGCCACGGUCGGGGGGUUUGUGGAUGUUGGGCGGCGCUGA
Molecule: messenger RNA, 339 nt
Organism: Monoraphidium neglectum
Lineage: Eukaryota; Viridiplantae; Chlorophyta; Chlorophyceae; Sphaeropleales; Selenastraceae
Exons: 1
Coding region: 1-339 (112 amino acids)
Source: RefSeq, a predicted model, not a curated record